Callorhinus ursinus (northern fur seal) is the source of this 3504-nucleotide messenger RNA. RefSeq names its product cAMP responsive element binding protein 5 (gene CREB5). Gene Ontology annotation, molecular function: DNA-binding transcription factor activity. NCBI's taxonomy places the organism in Eukaryota, Metazoa, Chordata, Mammalia, Carnivora, Otariidae. The record is from RefSeq and is a predicted model, not a curated record. Gene Ontology annotation, biological process: regulation of DNA-templated transcription.
GAGGAAUCCAAGAUGAAUUUGGAGCAGGAGAGGCCGUUUGUCUGCAGUGCCCCGGGCUGCUCUCAGCGCUUCCCAACAGAGGACCAUCUGAUGAUUCAUAGGCACAAGCAUGAAAUGACUUUGAAGUUUCCCUCAAUAAAAACAGACAAUAUGUUAUCAGAUCAGACUCCGACCCCAACGAGAUUCCUGAAGAACUGUGAGGAAGUGGGGCUCUUCAAUGAGCUGGACUGCUCCCUUGAGCAUGAGUUCAGGAAGGCUCAGGAGGAGGAGAGCAGCAAGCGGAAUAUCUCGAUGCAUAACACAGUUGGUGGGGCCAUGGCGGGGCCCGGAGCUCACCAGCUUGGCAGCACCCGGAUGCCCAACCAUGACACCAGCGUUGUGAUUCAGCAAGCCAUGCCGUCACCCCAGUCCAGCUCUGUCAUCACCCAGGCACCUUCUACCAACCGCCAGAUCGGGCCUGUCCCAGGCUCUCUAUCUUCUCUGCUACAUCUCCACAACAGACAGAGACAGCCCAUGCCAGCCUCCAUGCCUGGGACCCUGCCCAACCCAACGAUGCCAGGAUCUUCUGCCGUCUUGAUGCCAAUGGAGAGACAGAUGUCCGUGAACUCCAGCCUCCUGGGAAUGCAAGGUCCAAAUCUCAGCAACCCCUGCGCUUCUCCCCAGGUCCAGCCAAUGCAUUCAGAAGCCAAAAUGAGGUUGAAGGCCGCGUUGACUCACCACCCAGCUGCCAUGUCAAAUGGGAAUAUGAACACCAUGGGACACAUGAUGGAAAUGAUGGGCUCCCGGCAGGACCAGACGCCACACCACCACAUGCACUCACACCCGCAUCAGCACCAGACACUGCCAGCCCAUCACCCGUACCCACACCAGCACCAGCACCCAGCACACCAUCCUCACCCUCAACCCCAUCACCAGCAGAACCACCCACAUCAUCACUCCCACUCCCACCUUCACGCACACCCUGCACAUCACCAGACCUCGCCACACCCACCCCUGCACUCCGGCAACCAAGCACAGGUCUCACCAGCGACACAACAGAUGCAGCCAACCCAGACAAUACAGCCACCCCAGCCCACAGGGGGGCGCCGGCGAAGGGUGGUGGACGAGGAUCCCGAUGAGAGGCGGAGGAAAUUUCUGGAACGGAACCGGGCAGCUGCCACCCGCUGCAGACAGAAGAGGAAGGUCUGGGUGAUGUCACUGGAAAAGAAAGCAGAAGAACUCACCCAGACAAACAUGCAGCUUCAGAAUGAAGUGUCCAUGUUGAAAAAUGAGGUGGCACAGCUGAAACAGUUGUUGUUAACGCAUAAAGACUGUCCAAUAACAGCCAUGCAGAAAGAAUCACAAGGAUAUCUAAGUCCGGAGAGCAGCCCUCCUGCCAGCCCCGUCCCAGCUUGCUCUCAGCAGCAGGUCAUCCAACAUAAUACCAUCACCACUUCCUCCGCAGUGAGCGAGGUGGUGGGAAGCUCCACCCUCAGUCAGCUUACCACUCACAGAACAGACCUGAAUCCCAUCCUUUAAAAUCCGCCGGUGGGUCAGACCUUGCCUCCAAGAAGAGCUGUCGCAUAUCAUGCGUCCUUUCUUUUAAGGGCAUUUUUAGAAUUAACUCAGACCUGGAAGACUCCUCAGCCCUUCAGAGACUGGCUUUCAUUUUUAUAGUUAUUAUGGAAAUGUCGUCUUUUAUACUUAGUUAUAUAAGAAAAAAAGGGAGUUAUGCAAUUAAUUAAUCUAUCAGCUUGGGAAAUGCUUUGGUGCUUUUCUCCAAUUUUCUGGUACCAGUUAACUUGUUUAUAAACUGAACUCUUUCUGUAUAUAGACACAGUUUCAUUCUUACCAGUCCAGCCCUUUGCCUGAAACAUUGACUCUUGUUAAACCGCCGCUUUUAGCCAAAAUGAGGCAUACCUAGAUGUCACGUAAACAGAUGCGAGGUAACUGGGUGGUGAGUCUGAUGACACCGUAACACACGUUGAGUUUGAGCUGUGAUGUCGCCAGAGUUCCAGAUAAACACAGAGCCUUUUCCAUAUAUUUUUCUCUUCCUAAAAAAAUUAUAAGAUCUGCUGACGUCCAAAUAAAACCACCGAGCAUCUCGCCCCUUCUCCUCUUCCUCUUGGUCCACUUCCUCAAAUUGUCCUCUAAUUUCCUCCAGUCUUCCUUUCCAUUGCCACUUUUUCCUAGGCUCCCUGUGUACUCUUCAUUUUUACUUUCUUCCGUUUUAUUUUUCCCCCUUUAGCAUUGCGGGUAAAGAAGAAAAUAAUGCUUAAAGGAAAAAGAAAAGAAAUCUCAAAAAUAUGGAUCUAGCCAUUGCUUUUCUUGCCUGUAACCCACAGCUGGAGUUCAUUCACCUCUUGCUCUUUACAAAAUGGUAAGCAGGAGAUGUUUAAUGUGCCUGAUUUAAGGUUUCUAAUAAUCAGAGCAAAUAAAAGGUGGCUUAGCCGUAGGUGAGGCACCGUUGAAAGCCAGCUGUGGAGACACCAGGGAAGGGAGCCUUGGAAGCCUCGAUUGUGAAGGUCCAGAUUAUGCGGGCUAUCACACCACACCCUCGAAUUACAACUGGUUUUAUAUGGCCUGUCUAUAAGGUUGAAAAUCCAUAUACUAUAUAAUAAUUCAGAAGGGCUCUAUUCACUACACAGAUUACAUUGUUCAAUCAUCAGCUGCUAAUAGACUAAGAUUCAUUAUUUUUUUUCUUAAGCCUAUGGAACUGGCUUUGCUGUUCUGGUGGAUGAAAGUAGACACACCACUGGAGGAACAAAGAGAGAAAGAAAACCUAAUGUUUCCAUAGGGGUGCUUUCAGCCCUCCCAGAACAGCCAAAGCCUUCUUUGGCUGCUGAAAGAAUCCCAUGGAUGUGGCUACUCCACUCUUCUGAAUAAUUCUGAUUUAUAUUUCCAACAACUUUCAUCGAUUCGCCCAUUAUGGAAAGCAUAUAGUCCCGAACCACAGUUGUGCCUCCUUGAAACAAGCCAUUCUACUGUGCUAAUGUUUUAAUAUCACAUCUCGCAAGUAACAGGGGCUAAUGUUUCCCUCUAGCAGUCUAGACAGGUGCUGGUGUUUCAUCUCCAUUUGAAUGCUUGACCUCCUAACAUGAGUGUGUGUGUGUGUGUGUGUGUGUGCACGCAUGCACGCACACACACGCACACACAUUCAUGGGAUUUAAAAUAAUAGUAUUUUACAAAAGGUGUAGCUUUUAUAAGAGUUCAAGAAAGGGAAAGACAUGUAUGGGUGUGUGUCUAUGUGUUUAUCUCUCACUAUAGCAUAAGAAUCUAUUUUGGAGAAAAAAGAAAAUAUGAGGGUCGUGAAGCAUGAUUUUUAUAACUAGUUUCAGUUUUAUCUAAAAAGUUACUUUUUAAAUCAGUAUUUAUCAACAGUUUUUUUUUUAAAUGUAUGCAGUGCUUUCAAAAAAAAGUUUUGAGUUUCCAGGGAAACUCAUGACUGGCUUUGUGGUCUAGAAAUCAAAACAAAAACAAAAACAAAACAAACACACACACACAAACAAAAAAACAAAAAAAAUU